AUGAAUGAUGAAGGGACUGCUUGCGAGCGGUUAGCCGCCAACGCUCGGCGCUUCGCAGCCUUCACAGGCCUCAUCGAGGUAGACUCUUUGGACAGAUUCUUCAUCAUAUGGCACGGGAGACGAAUCCACCUUAUUGAUACGCCAGGCUUCAACGAUCCAAAUCGCUCAGACGUGGAGACCCUCAAAGUCCUCUCUUCGUACCUCGGCGCCUCGUACGCUAACGAAGUACGUAUCAACGGCAUCUUGAUGUUACAGCCUAAUGAUAGAGACAAUUUGGAGCCCAUCAGCCGCCAUAACAUCAACAAAGUGAAGGCCAUCUGCGGAUUCGCAGGGUAUCGGAAUUUUUGUAUUGUAACGACAAUGUGGCCCCGCGAGUCGGAUCUAAAAGACAAUAGACAAACCUGGAACCAAUGUGCCUUCUUAAGGAACAGAGAGAUGGGGAUGCUCCGCGCGUAUUAUGGUGAUUUACAACAGAGUGAAGCAUUUUCACGCCGCUUCAAUGAAACUGGGACUUGGAAUCAGUAUGAGCAGAAGGCUCAUGCACAGCACAUUAUGUCACAGUUAAUUGGGCUUUCUGAUGGGUACAAGCCGGAGGCUUUACAGUUUCCGCGUGAGUUUUUCCAGGAAAGAAAGAUCCUCGCUAAGUCUUCUGUUGGGACCCAGGUGGGGAUACAGUUGUAUAAAGCUAGGAAGGCGUAUGAGGAGCAACUGGCUGAGGUUACUGCUCAGAUGGAGAAAGCAGCUGAGAAUGAAGAUGCGGAGAAUCUGGCUGAGUUGACAGAAGUCAAGGAUGAGAUUGAAGAAUGUUUGAGUGAGGGGCAUCAGGACCAGGCGAUCUUGAAGGGUACCUUUGAGGAUUUUCAUGGGGACGAGCAGCAGGAAUGGAAGGAGAAAAUGGAUGUUCUUGAAAUAUAUUUUCGAGAAGAGAUUGAUCGCAAGGAUACUGAGUUAUUGGCGCUCGAAGAUUUGGUUCGUAGCAUGCACAAGGAAGCUGAGCGGAACCAUCGAUUAGAUAGACAGAAGAGGGAAAAGGCCAUGGCUGAAGCGGAAGACUACCAGGACGCGAUUUAG
Penicillium angulare is the source of this 1071-nucleotide messenger RNA. RefSeq lists its product as uncharacterized. The record is from RefSeq and is a predicted model, not a curated record. The transcript is spliced from 2 exons. The coding region runs from base 1 to 1071 and encodes 356 amino acids. NCBI's taxonomy places the organism in Eukaryota, Fungi, Ascomycota, Eurotiomycetes, Eurotiales, Aspergillaceae.